Orbicella faveolata is the source of this 2290-nucleotide messenger RNA. RefSeq lists its product as uncharacterized. The record is from RefSeq and is a predicted model, not a curated record. Lineage: Eukaryota; Metazoa; Cnidaria; Anthozoa; Scleractinia; Merulinidae.
CGAGCUUCAUCGCGAGAUGGGUUCGAAUGGCGGUGUUCGAGAAGAAAAUGCAAUGGCAUGGGAUCAAUGCGCCAGAACUCAUGGUUUUCUGGAAGCAGGCUGUCCAUUGAAAAAGUAUUAGCCCUAAUGUACGUUUGGGCGCACAAAGUUACCACUACUCAAGCAGUACACAAGACCUCACUAGAUGACGAAUCCACGUCAACAGAAACGGUGAUAGAUUGGUAUAACUAUUGCCGAGAGGUUUGUGCCAACAGAAUCAUGAAUCAUUAUGCAGGGCAAAUAGGCGGACCAGGUACGACUGUUGAGAUUGACGAGUCCAAGUUUGGCAAAACGAAGUACAACCGCGGUCGCUACAUCGAAGGACAGUGGGUCUUUGGCGGCAUCUGCCGCGAGACCAAGACCUUCUUUCUUGUUCCAGUAGCGCAAAGGGAUAAAGACACACUCUUACCCAUUAUACGCGCCCACAUAAGUAGUAAUGGAUGCUUAUAUGGACGGUAACCAAUCAGGAGCCGAGAAAGACAAUAGGCGCUAUUUUAUUUUUAGCCAAUCCGGAGCCGAAUUGAGAAUUCAAGAUGGCCGCGCCCACGAAAGUCGGCCAUGUAAAAAAAAUUCAAUUAAAAUACUUCAAGUGGAAAUAAAUUGCUAAAUUGUUAUAAACAAAACAAAGAGUCUGAGUCUUUAUAACGUUUAUUGAAUAAUAACUCUAAAGGGAGAAUUGAUUAUAAUUUUAAGUCUUGACCGUCGGUAUUCCACAAAGUUUUGGGAACUAGACUCGUUUCCAGUUUCACAGAGUCUUGGUCCGUGGCCCCAAAACGCACGAUAUUCUGCCCUAGUUUUCUUUCCUUUUGGUCAUGAAGUCUUUGCCUGAUCCGUUCCUUAUUCUUGGCAUAAUAAAUUCUCCAAUAUUCGUUGAUCCGUUCCCUGUUGCUUUUACAGUGUUGUCUUCGGUAAUUUCUGAUGUGCUCCUUGUUCUGCUGACAAUAGGAUCUCUGUCUGCUGGCGAGCCGUUCCUUGUUGUUUUCAUACCAUCUUUUACGACCGGUUUUGAGAAUUACGACGUUCUCUGCACGAUAUCUCUUUUGUUGGGCCAGGAUUUGCUCUCUGUUCCUUGCAUAAUAUUUGCUGUGGUAGGCCUUUUUACAGACGACCUUCUGGUCAUUCCCUGACAGUUGAUUGGAGCAAUUCAUCUUGCAAGUGUGGCGUGUUACAAAUUAUGACCAAAACCCUGGAGUCACAUGGCUUAUUCAGGUCUCUUCUUUUACUUCCUCUUCAUCAUCGUCAGGGAGUAACUUCUUUUUCAUUAGUCUGCUUAACAGGAAUUUCCGUUUUGCCACUGCCGACUCGGCAGCUUCAUCAAAAUCCAUGUUGUCUUCCUCAAUAAAGUGUCGAAGAGUCUUCAUGACUUUACGGUGUAUUGUGUCGUGUUUGAUACGGUGAGUCCAUUUUAGACGCUCUAAGUAAGUCCUUCGUAGCCUUCUUCUAGUUACAGGUAACAGGGCAUUGAAAGCAGCGUUUUCAGCAUAGUUUUGGGAUUUUUUCUUCUCCAGGAACUGCUGGACUUCUUUCAGGUAGGUUUCUUUGAGAUCUUCCCGACAUUUUGACGUAACGGACUCCACGGAUCCGGUUCAUCGUCGUCCGCUUCUUCUUCCUCUUCGGAGCUGCUACUAUCCUUCUCUUCUUUCUGUUCCUCUUCAGGCUCCUCUUCUUCUACCUCCUCUUCCUCUUCUACAUUUUCAUCGUUAUCUUCUAUGGGGCCAAAAAUAUCUGUUGAAUGAUCAUCCAUGAUUCCCGUCGACCUUCAACAAGAGAGCGUACUUCAAAUGAGCCGAGUCGAUUAAACUGAUAUUUAAUAUACCAUUUUGGUCAAGGAUCAAACAUCCUCUCUUUCUUCGAUGCCAGCGCGGGUAUCCUUCAUGCGUCAGGAGGUGACUAAAUUUGCGCUUCCUGUCAUCACUGGCGGGAUGUAAAUCCAGGACCAUGUACCCAAAUGGUCGUUUGGUCACUUUUUGAAACACGUCUACCAUGUCUUGCCAGCAAGUGGAAAAGCUUGAAGCGGUAAAUUCUUCAUCCCUAAUUGAUCUCUUGGAUUUUUGAAGGCUACGAUAUAGUGGGCAUUCCUGGAAAUACUCUUAGUGUAUUUCCCUGGUGGAAACAUGUCUUGGCACAAGUACAACACGGUGAUAUUUUGAUGAGAGUGUUUGGUGAAUAAGUCUAGCAACGCUUUGUCCUCACCUCCCUCUGCCAUCAGAUCGUCUAAUAUGAGGAAUCCACCCUUCGGAAACCAUGACUU